Centruroides sculpturatus (bark scorpion) is the source of this 4336-nucleotide messenger RNA. Its product is annotated as latrophilin Cirl-like. Gene Ontology annotation, biological process: cell surface receptor signaling pathway; adenylate cyclase-activating G protein-coupled receptor signaling pathway. The transcript is spliced from 20 exons. Bases 179 to 3877 code for a protein of 1232 amino acids. Gene Ontology annotation, cellular component: membrane. The record is from RefSeq and is a predicted model, not a curated record. Gene Ontology annotation, molecular function: carbohydrate binding; G protein-coupled receptor activity. Lineage: Eukaryota; Metazoa; Arthropoda; Arachnida; Scorpiones; Buthidae.
CAACAACGCUGAGCGGUCAUACAGUUUCCGACCGGCAAGGAGUUUAGUUGUCUCCGACCGCAAAAGCUCUUCUUUGGCUUCAUUUUACAAACUUAUCAUGUGGCUUGCUUUGUGAGUUAUCCGAAGACGUUCAGGUUACAUCCAAGAGUUAUCCAAGGAGAAGAAAAAAAAAACCAACAUGGAAUUGUGGUAUUUCAUGGCAAUUUUAACUUUGAUCUCUGCCAGGAGAGGAGAAAGACCAAAAUAUAUGACAGCCUACGCUUGUGAAGGAAGUAAAUUACAUAUAAAAUGCGACGAAGGCCAACUGAUAAAUCUCAUCCGAGCAAACUAUGGACGUUUCAGCAUAAGCAUUUGCAACGAGCAUGGAAAUUUGGAUUGGAGCGUGGACUGUAUGUCUCAUAGAUCAUUCAGGGAAAUGCAGCAAAGCUGUGGUAGGAAGAAAACCUGCAGCCUUCCAGCAUCAAGUACUAUAUUUGGUGAUCCAUGUCCUGAUACAGUGAAGUAUUUGGAGGCCCACUACCAAUGUGUGCCAGUAUAUUAUCAAUUUUUAGAAGCAACUACAGCAAUAGCAACAAGACCAUCACCACCAAUAAUUUUUCCUCCCACUGUCCCUAUUUAUGUUCAGUCAUCAACUUUGGCUAGUCAGACAGUGCCUGAUUUAUCAUCUGCUACAUCAGUCACUGAAAUUUCAGAUAUUUCACCACAAAUCAAAACAUCUUUAACUACUAAAAGUUCUAUGGUUACUCCUGCAAUUAUAAAUACUUAUUCUGUUUCCAGUCUUUCAACACCAGUGCCAACAAAAUCACAUAUUAUGAAUAAAGCUAAUAAAAAUUCAGUUAAAAUAACACAUCAGUCUCCUAUUGAAGAUAAUUCUAUACGUCAUUGUCCACGUUUCACAGCAAGAAAUGUUAUUUGGAGUAGAACUAGUGCAGGAGUCACAUCUAAACAACUUUGUCCUGGUGGUACUACAGGUGAAGCUCUGUGGUACUGUGAUGAAAGAACAUUAAAAUGGAAUCCUAGUCAUCCAGAUAUGAGUGAUUGUAAAUCAUUAUGGCUUAUUAGUUUAAAAGAGAGGUUGCAGCAUGGAGAUUCUGUUAUCAAUAUAGCAGUUAAACUUGCUGUAAUGGCAAAAACAAAUAUGAUGUAUGGCGGUGAUCUUAUGCAGGUAACAGAUAUUAUUCAACAACUUGUUUUAAAAAUGGCAAAUAGGAUAAUAGAAUAUCCGGAUGGAAGACAACGCCAUCAAAUAGUAAUGGAACUAGUACAGUCAAUAGUGGAUAUUUGCAAUAGUUUACUAGACGAUUUUCAAAACGAUGCUUGGAAUGAUUUACCAGAAUUAAAUCGCAGAACUGUAGCUUCAGCACUUCUACGAGAAAUGGAGCAAAGUGCACUUCUAUUAGCCGAAUCUCAAGAUGGAGAAAAUCAUUUUAGCAGAGUACAAGAUAAUGUUUUAAUGACUGUUACUGUUUCCAAUGUUAAUUCUGUAACAAGUAUGAGACUUCCAAGUGCUGAUGACAUAUUUGUUACACCUUGGUCAAAAGUAGAAGAUUUUAUUUUUAUUCCUCGACAAACUCUUUUAGAUUCUGCAAGAAAUGGUAUGGUCAAAAUUAUAUAUCUGAGUUAUAAAAAAUUAGCAAAUAUUUUAGAUCCUUCUCCAAAAAUGGAUCAGAUUUCAUAUUAUGAAAUGCCAGAUUCUAUAAAUGAAGAUAAAAAGAUCCAAGUUAUAAACAGUAGAAUAGUUACAGCAUCAUUAGGUCGCAUAGGAUUAAUUGAAUUAUCAGAACCAAUUGCUAUAAUAUUAAAAAAUUCUCAUGAUGAAAACAAUGAUACAAAGUCUGAAUCUUUAUUUCCCUGUUGUGUAUAUUGGGAUUUUGAAUUAAGGUCUUGGUCUGACAACGGAUGUUGGGUUCAGACAUUUAAUAGAACUCAUACUGUGUGCAGAUGUAAUCAUCUUACAAAUUUUGCAGCAGUUCUCAUGAAGAGAAGAUCAGUACAAUUAUCUUACAAGAAUGAAACAUCACUAAUUGUAGUUACUUAUAUUGGUUGCAUCAUCUCCAUAGCAUGUUUAUUACUUACAGUUCUAGCAUUUCAAAUAUUCAGGGAAAUUAAAAAUGAUCAUAUUACUAUUCAUAAAAAUUUAUGUAUUUGUCUUCUGAUAGCGGAAACUAUUUUUAUUGGUGGAAUUAAUCAAACUCAUUUGAGAAUCCUAUGUGGAAUAGUGGCUGGAUUAUUACAUUAUUUUUUUCUAUCUGCAUUUCUUUGGAUGCUUUUAGAAGGAUUUCAUAUUUAUAUUUUAUUAGUUGAAGUUUUUGAAUCAGAGAAAUCUAGAAUUAAAUGGUAUUAUGCAAUAGCUUAUCUUUUACCUGCAAUAAUUGUUGGAAUAUCUGCGGCUGUGGAUCCUUACAGUUUUGGAACUGAACAGCAUUGCUGGUUAAGAGCAGAUAAUUAUUUUAUCUUCAGUUUUAUUGGCCCUCUUAUAUUAGUAGUAAUGAUCAAUUUUUUCUUUCUUGGAUUCAGUGCCUUCAUUAUCUGCCAUCGAAAAAAACAUAAUUCUACAAUUAAAACUAAAGAACAAAGCAAAUUAGCAAAUACUAAGAAUUAUAUUAGGGGAGCAUCAAUGUUGGUUAUGCUAUUAACCAUAACAUGGAUAUUUGGUGUAAUAUAUUUAAGAAAGGAAUCAAUUAUUAUGGCUUAUAUCUUCACAGUAUUUAACAGUUUACAAGGACUAUUUAUAUUUAUCUAUCAUUGCAUGAAAAAUGAAAAGUUACAAAAAGAAUAUGAAAAGUUUAUUCAUCGUUCACAGUGGCUACCAGAAUGUGUAAAGAAUACUAAAUCUGGGGACAGUUGUUCCAGUUUCUACAUCCAUUCUACUAGAACACCAACUGCUCCAACCACAUCAGCAACACACAGUUCUCUUCACCAAGCAAUGGAUGUACAGAAAGAACAACCAUCAACAAGCAACAUAACCAUCCCUACAUCAAUUGUCCAAGAUCUUCCCUCUAUGACACUACAGCAGAGACUGUCACGUGAAAGAACAUCUAUGAGAAGUAAUCAAGGAACUCAAAAGAAAUUAAAUACCAGAACAAGUACAAUGACAAAGACAAGUGAUUUAGAUAAAGAUAUUGUACAGUGUCCUAAAGACUACAAUUGUGAUAAAGUUAUUGUUGCAGCAAAUUUACAUGAACAACAACCUGGUAGAAUAAUUCAUACACCUUAUAGUCAUAUGCUGGGUCACAGUGAUAGAUACCAUUCAUACAUUGAUCAUAUUUAUGAAACCAUUGAUGAUGAUCUUGAUGUGCCUUCCUAUGAGAGGAGGAUGUCACCAUAUGGUUAUCAUGCUGUAGUUCCAGAAGGUCAUAUUCGUACUCAUUCAGAUGCCAGCCGUCAAUCUUCUUCCAGUUUUAACUGUGAUCACCAUCCACUUCUUCCUCCUAUCUUGCCACAAAGAAAUGCAUUAACUGCAUUGGCCCAAGUGCUUAAUUCAGCUCCAAGGCAAACAUCAUCUUUAACACAAGACAUUUAUUGCCAAAGGUGUUCAGAUGGUAUGGUUUGUCAUCAUCAUGCAAAAUUAUUCAGUGCUGAAGCUAUUCCAUUAUCAAAUGAAUUGGAUACGUGCUCAACCUUACCUAUUCGUUAUUUUAGAGAAAAAAACAAUGAAAUAAAUGAUGGAUGCCAUCAAAACACAGUUCCCCAUUCUGACAGAAUAGCUUGGAACACUGUUCUUCCAGAUAUAGCCAAAUUAUCAAAUGACAGUGCUGUAUUGAUGGCUGUUUUAGAUGGACAACAUGUAGAACAUGUGAUCUGUAAACCUCAUUCAGACAUUGCCAAUAAAUCAAAGUCACAUACGACUAAUCAUCAACUUACUACGGAUUGCUGAGAUAAACUACAUCCUGUACAUAAAUUUAUUUGAAAUGUAAUGUUAAGAAGAAAUUCUUCACAUCUAUUUGUAAAUUGAGGUAUUUCUCUACUGUAUUCUAUUUGCAUCUGAAAAAUUGCAUCCUGUACACUAAACAAAAAAUGGAAUCUCAGUAAAUCGACAACUGUAUAUGUUAAAAAUUUCUGUAUGCUCACAGUCGUGCCACCCAUUACAAUGUAAAAUUUUUUGGCACAUUUUGUAAAAUAAUUUCCUGUAUAUUUAUUCUGUUUGUGUUGUCUUGCUUUAAAAUGAAAUAUUUUAAAAACAUAACUUUAAAAUGUUCUGAAAUUCAUGUCAUAUUUUACUGCUUUCAAUUUUAAAGAUAAAAAUAAUCAGUUUUCAAUAUGAUAUUCUAUUACAAAAGUUGGUAUUGUAAUAAUAACUAUUUAAAUUGGCAUAAGUCUGACAACAAACAAAUAA